AUGGCGUCUGAGGAGCAACAACAACCGAAGACGGCUCCUCGAACUAAAAAGGAGCCAGCAUGGCAUGCUCGCUUCAGGCAGCAGGAUUUCAAAGCAUGGAAUCCCAUAUUCUCGCCGCGGCUAGCUAUGCCCACUCUUCUCAUCGCCGGCAUCAUACUGCUACCCAUCGGUAUCGGCCUCCUCCUCUCGUCCUCUUCCAUAACAGAGACCAAAUUCGACUAUACCCAAUGUGCUCUCCAGGCAACGGCCACGCUAGCGGCUCCCCCUGCGGGGAUAGACUCCUCAAUAGUCCAAUGGAAGUAUGCAGAUAAUGUCUGCACAAUCCGCUUCAACGUAACUGCACCACUGUCACCACCAACCUCAUCAUCUGGCUCGAUCGGUGCAUCUCCAGUCUUUUUCUAUAUACGUAUAUCAGGAAUGUACCAAAACCAUCAUAAAAUGGUCACGUCGUUCGACUUGUCCCAACUCGGGGGAUCGUAUAUAUCCACAGCUUCGUCACUCUCGGCAAAUUGCGACAGUCUGCGAUACGCUGAAUGCAGUAAAAGUGAUUAUGCAGCCAACGGGCCCAACGGCACAUAUGAUAAAAACUGUAAUAUGGGAACCAUAACUGUUGGAGCCGGAGCACAAUACUAUCCAUGUGGACUAUUAGCAAACUCGUACUUUACAGAUGUCAUCUCAGACCCUAUAUGUAUAACGGACUUGUCUGGUAAUCCAUGCACAUUCUCACAAUAUACCUUCUCGACUUCGGGGCUUGCAUGGCCACAAGAUAAAGCAGUGUAUGGGAAAUCAGCAUGGUUGACGACCAAUGCUUCUAGUAUUGCCACUCAGCUUAUUCCACCACCGCAAUGGCAGAGAUCCAUUCCUGCCUAUGCUAAUGGAUAUAAUGCUACUAAUUUGCCAGACCUAAGUCAAAAUGAACGAUUUAUUGGGUGGAUGAUGCCAGCUGGCAUGCCCACUUUUAAAAAGCUGUGGGGCAGAAAUGAUACCGUGCAGUUAAAGACUGGUAUUUAUGAAGUCAAUAUCACUACCUACUUUGAUGUAGUUCGAUUCUCUGGUACAAAAUCUAUAGUAUAUUCGACCGCUAAUGUACUAGGAGGCAAGAACCCAUUCAUCGGAAUUGGCUACAUGUCCGCGGGCGGCGUUGCAGUCGGAUUAGCCUUCCUCUUUGUCUUCCUCUACUUUAUCUCCCCAAGGUAA
Molecule: messenger RNA, 1197 nt
Organism: Synchytrium microbalum
Lineage: Eukaryota; Fungi; Chytridiomycota; Chytridiomycetes; Synchytriales; Synchytriaceae
Exons: 3
Coding region: 1-1197 (398 amino acids)
Cellular component (GO): plasma membrane; Golgi apparatus; endoplasmic reticulum
Source: RefSeq, a predicted model, not a curated record